Molecule: messenger RNA, 2497 nt
Organism: Styela clava
Lineage: Eukaryota; Metazoa; Chordata; Ascidiacea; Stolidobranchia; Styelidae
Source: RefSeq, a predicted model, not a curated record
GCGAAAACUCGUGGUGUUGUGAAUUUUUCUGGGUCAAAGGUUGAGAAAAAUAUCCGCAUGAACAUUGUAUUGAAUAUUUCAAUUGUAGAUACAGCUGCACUCGUAAUUCUGUACUUACGAAGUUAGUUUUAGUUGUGAAUGUGUUCAUUAGGCGUUCGCAAUUCCUUACGAAUGUGUGGCUGACAUCUACUGUGAUUUGAAAUAGUGAAAACUACGAGAAGCCAAUUCAAUCUGUUAAACAUAGUUCUGUGGUAGUUUACCACUGUCGCAACUGCUGAACUGAGAAGUUGCUACCAGCUACGGUAUGUCCGAGCAAGAAAGGGCUGCUCGCGGAAGACGAGCCAAUGAAAUCAGGCUAAAUGCUAUACGACAAAAAGUGGAAAGAAAUGCAGUUGAAAAAUCGCAAAUAAAGAAUUCUCUUAUUACAUUGGAUGGCGAGAAUAAAUCAUCCACACAUAUAAGGUUUUCAGACUCCGAUGACAGUGAUAGUGCGACGAUUGAAGGAAAAAAAUUAAAACCAAAAAAACGAAAUUUUGAUGAUGUUCUGGGUUUUGUUGAUGGCGAUUCAUCAGAAAAUGAAAUAGAAAUUAAACCUCAAUUUCAAGGAAAACAUGGAGAAAAAUUACUUGAGCUACAAUCUGGAUAUGGUAAUGAUAAAAGGUUUAAGUUGGAUAAAAGAUUUGCUGAAGAACACAGUGAUAAUGAUGAAGGAAUUGAUAUAGCUUUUUCUGUCAAGAAGGAUACUGAAGUUCAACAGAAUCUGAAAUUGUUGAAUCAAGUCAUUGGUCGCAAUGUUACCGAUGACAAAUCUAAAAAGAAAUCUGAAAAAUUUAUUGACGUAUCUUCAAGAAGAUAUGAUCCAUUCAAGGGUGAACAUUUGGAGGUCAAGCCUGAAAAGAAAGAGAUCGCGCCACCAAAAAAGAAGAAAAAGAAAAAAAGAGAAGAACCAGCAGUACCUGUUACAGAAGUUGAUCCGAAUAGGUUCUAUGAAACGUCUACAACUGUUCUAAAAGAUGCAUUUGCCUCUAAGUCAGAUCAUAAAGAAGUGGAUACAACUGCUAAACAGGAGUCUGAGCCAUUUUCAUUUCUUGCUAUGUUGGGAAGAAAUAAUGACAAUGAUGAAGAAAAUAUAAAUAAUGAUAAGCCAUAUGAAGAAAUGGAUGUGGAAGAUUCUCGUUUCCGUAUGAAUUCGUCAAUGAAGAAAGAUAUGCCAACAUUAAUGAGUAAAUUUCGGUAUGAUAGCAGUGAUACUGAGGAGGAAAUAGAAGAUACAAACGAGGAUGAAAUUAAUGAAAACAAUUUCGAAGAAUUAAAAGAAUCUAAUAUAUCAACUGAAAAUUUAAAAUCAAAUUUUCAACAUCCGAGUACAUUCUUUAUGACGUCACCUUCUGAUACUCGUAUUACAGAAGGAAUCAAAUUAUUUUGUUGGAAUAAAUCAUUUGAACAAGUUCGGAACGAGUGGUUGGAAGUCAAAGAUACUUUAAUAAAGGAUUAUAAAAAGAAACAUCGAGAUGCGAAACGUAAAGAGAAAAAAGCGAAAUAUGAAUCUAAACUUAUUGCUUCUACAACAAGUGAAACGUGAUAUUGGUUGAGAUUCCACUCUAGACAUCCAAAGGCGGAAUCGACUGUGUGAGGGUUAUUAGAUUCCUAAAUUCAAUGGACAGAGUGGUGUGGUUUGCUGAAUAGAAAGCUGAAUGUAGUCUGCAACAUUUGGUGUUGUAUGGGACCGUUUUCAGGCUAUGCUUUAUGCUUUGCAAAAGCAAAUCUAAGCAUUAUACUUGGAAUCUUAAAUAAGUUAAUUAAUUUCAUAUUCUACCUUUGGGAAAGUUUCCAGAACUUCAAACGAGGUCAUUUCCCCAAUAUGCCAAAUAUGAGUUGAAUGACAGUUUGCCAUGAAACAAUGCAUGGGUACAGCAUCUUCUUUCUGUAUGUAUUCUGAGGUCUGUGGAAUGAUUCCUGGUAUUGUUACUUCCCUCCUUCCUUCCUUUUGUAAACCUUUCUUGAUUUUUUGUUGCCAUGGAGAGCUUGAUGGGAAAAAUUUCCAAACAUAUUGUUGGGAAGAUGGUUGAAAAAGAAAUACACAAGUUGGUGCUCUUUUAUUAAAAAAAGGUGUUUUGACCAGGUAGCUUUGCCAAAUUCGCACAUGUGUUCAUUGGGAUUCUUUGCCAUUCUGUAAAAUAGGUAACCGGCUCAGUAGUCGCCGAAUGUCAUGAUAUGAAAGGUUUAUUGUAGAGCGUGUUAACAUAUUCGGAGUGAAAAGUAGAAAACCAAGAGAUGUAUUGCAUGGUCGCCUGAGUGAUUAGCGUCUAUAGAGUUUUUAUCAAUCGAAGAUUUCGUUUUUUGUAACACUGGUUUUCUCUGGCAAUGACUAGAACGGAGAUUGCUAAACUUUUCAAUCAGUUGGUCAAAAGUCUUUAUUUUUUAUUGUGGUUGUGAGUCGUAGAUAUUCAAAUUCUGUAUCAAUGACAAAUUUGCUGUUGCAGCUUCUCUGCAAGUA